Molecule: messenger RNA, 3631 nt
Organism: Mobula hypostoma (lesser devil ray)
Lineage: Eukaryota; Metazoa; Chordata; Chondrichthyes; Myliobatiformes; Myliobatidae
Product: cellular tumor antigen p53-like
Exons: 11
Coding region: 160-1329 (389 amino acids)
Biological process (GO): apoptotic process; protein tetramerization; regulation of transcription by RNA polymerase II
Cellular component (GO): nucleus
Molecular function (GO): DNA-binding transcription factor activity, RNA polymerase II-specific; RNA polymerase II cis-regulatory region sequence-specific DNA binding
Source: RefSeq, a predicted model, not a curated record
GCGGCCGAGCGGCGCCGCGGUCGGGGGCGGCGGGAGCGCGCGGGGGAGCCUGGGAUCAGGGGGUUUCCCCCGGCAGAGGAGAGAACGAGGCGGCGGCGGCAGGCACGCUGCGACAAUCCUGCCGAUCCUGCGAGAAGACUCCACUGACAUCUCGUCGCCAUGUCGGAAAGUCAGCUGGAAGAGCCACUGAGCCAGGAGACUUUUCGCCAGCUAUGGGAAUCGCUUCAUGUACCCGGAGAGCUGGAGGAGAGGAUGCCAAUGUGGCCGACCCUGGGUAACAUGGAACUUGAAGACUCUCUACUGAGUGUGGAGAACGUGGAAAACAGUCUGCUGGAUCCGUCCCUGGUGGCCUCCUCUUCCUCCUCCCCCCAGGGGGGGCUGCCAAUGGAUGUUCCUGCUGCUGCCCUCUCCUCCACUGUCCUGGCCACCACAAACUACCCGGGACCGUACCAGUUCCAGCUGCGCUUUCAGAAGUCCAGCACGGCCAAGUCCGUCACCUGCACGUUUUCCCCCAUGUUGAAUAAACUUUUCUGCCAGCUGGCCAAGACCUGCCCCGUCCAGAUCCGGGUGAGCUCCCCGCCGCCUCCGGGCUCCCUCCUCCGUGCCACGGCCGUCUACAAGAAGUCAGAGCACGUAGCCGAGGUGGUCAAACGGUGCCCGCACCACGAGCGUAGCUCGGAGAACGACGGACCGGCGCCCCCAAGCCACCUGAUCCGAGUGGAGGCGAAUAGCCAAGCAAGGUACAUGGAGGACUUGCACAGCAAGAGGCAGAGCGUGCUGGUGCCUUAUGAAUCGCCGCAGGUGGGAUCAGACUGCACCACCAUCCUCUACAACUUCAUGUGUAACAGUAGCUGUAUGGGGGGCAUGAACAGGCGGCCCAUCCUUUCCAUCAUCACCCUGGAGAGUCCCGAUGGACAGCUUCUCGGCCGUCAGUGUUUCGAGGUGCGAGUAUGCGCCUGUCCCGGUCGCGAUCGCAAGAGCGAGGAGGAGAAUCUGCAGAAGCAGCAGGGAGCGUCAGCGGAGAAAUCUGGCCAUCCUGCGGCCAAGCGCACCUCCCAGGAUGUCACUCAGGCCAAUGCCGCGCCCAUCCCCAGCAAGAAGAAGCUGGUUUCUGACACCGAAACCUUCACCCUGCAGAUCCAGGGCCGGGAACUCUAUGAACUGCUGAAGAAGAUAAAGGAGGCGCUGGAAGUGUCAGACCUGAUUCCCCCCAGUGUGGUGGACGCCUACAGACAGCAGAAACAGCAGAAACAGCUCCAGAAGAAAGAGAAGGGGAGUGCAGAGGUGAGGAAAGGGAAGAAGCUGCUGGUGAAGGAUGAGAGAGAGUGACUCCCUGAAUCCAGAUUGAGGGUCCUGCCCUCCGCCAUGUUAACAUGAUACUGCCAGGCUUCACUUCCCUCUAAGGCUACGUCCACAUAGACCAGAUAAAUCUGUAACCGAAGGUUUUUCUCUUCGUUUUGACCCUCCGUCCACACUGAAACAGCGUUUUCCUCCCCCAAAAAGGGAGAUUUUCAGAAACGCUGUCCAGAGUGAAUAAAUCUGAAAACGCCUAUUAUCCGGCGUAGUGUGUACGGGGUAACCGGCUAUUUUUAAAACACUGUCAUGACGUGCCGGAACAAAUGGUGGCGGUAACACGGCAUUUCAUUGUUUUCCCGAACACAACCUCCAACACCACAACAACAUCUGACAAUAGAUGUGUAACAGCCUAGUGUAACAUUGUAUGGAAAUACAAGAUAACACUGAUGCAGACAUGUUUUAUACAUUUAACAAGGUGCUUUAUUGCUGUAUUGCUUGUACAAACAUUGGAUAGACACAACUGUCACUUUUGCCCAGUAACAAGCCGUAUUGCAUAUAGUUGUAGCUGUCAUUUCUUUCAUCGGUGAAGAGACUAUGGCUGUAGGAAAUGUGUCUGGACAAACGCACACCAAGUCUUUCGUUUGGCAAUUUCCUUUAGUUUUUCUACUCUGUAACUGGACAAACACGCACCAAGUAUACCGUUUCCUCUUCGCUUGUUUUCUGUGUGUCCUGCGCAUGCCCCAGUAGGAGGAGAUUCGUCCGAAUACCUGUUUUAAUGUGGACGGAGGUAUUUUCAUAAACGCCUGGUGUUGACGCCUGUCGUUUUUACGUGAAACCGGCAUUUUCAAAGUUAUCUGGUCUAGUGUGGAGGUAGCCUCAGACCUUCCCCUCCCCGGUUGUUUCCUGGGGUCCCGGGUGCCUCUGACUGGGACAGUGCUUGUGUGGGUUAGCCCUUCCCUUUCCCUGCAGAGAGAAGAGCCACUUGUUCUGGGCAAGCAGGGCAAUCUGUCCCACUGCCUCCCUGACCCCACUGAGAGAUCACCCCCUCACCCCUGCCACAGACCGGACAGAGGGCAAAGUUUUAGAGGGGGUGUGUUGGGAGUUUGCAUUGGACCAAAUUUUGGGGAUUCCUCCCUCUGAUUUCCCCUCUCCAUCUCUAACACUGCAUUCCCCCCUCCCCCCCAUCACCAGGAUCGACCCCUGCGCUCGGGAAAAGGAGCCCUCUGGCUGACCCCCCCUCAUCAGCUUUUCUGAAAUCUAACGAUGAUCCGAAGAAAUGGAUUGGUGGCUCCUCCCUCACCUCUGGGCCUCUACCAGCUUCUGCUAAACCCCUUCCUGACCUUCUAAACCUAUGGCCACUCUCCCGCUCUAUCCUGCGCCAGGCAACGUAUUCCCUGAACCACCUGUUGCCCUCCUCCCCCUCAGUGACAUCUCACCUCACUCACCCCAGCUCAGUAUCCCAGUGCCUGUUCAGCACCCAUUAUCCAUGGGAGCCCCCGUAAAACAGGCGGCCUGUCACCCUUUGGGGGGGUCACUGACUGUAGUGGGUCUUGGGGCAAUCUGCACCUCAGACAGAAGGCAUUUUGUUUACUGCUUACUGCACCCAACCCAGAUGUAAGGUAUUUCCUCUUUGCCUGGCUCACCCCGACUUACCAGGAGUGGUGGGUAUGCUGUCUUCCUCUAAUGCGAUUAACGUGCUGUCACUGCCCUCCCAGGAAAGGUUGGGAGCCCACCGUGAAACUCAGGAGAGUUUUCACCCUGUCUGACAGUGGGUGGGGGUGUGGAUCAGAGCCUCUCAGCCCGUUUCUUUGCUUGGCCAGUAACGAUCCCGACUCAGCAGCUGCCGGUCAGUCCCAUUGACAUCGGGGCGCUGGGAAUAUUUCAUCGAUCAGCUUUCAAUGGCAGGUGGGUGAGACAGGGCCGUGAGACUGUGCUGUGCACGUGUCUCCCCCCCACCCCCCGUCCCACAGGGGCUAAACACUUCUGUUUUUCCACUGCCCGCAGUCCGCCUCUGACUGGCCCUAUUCAGAGUUUUGCCUCCUGACAACCCUCUGCUGGUUCAGAGUUGCCAUUUGGUGGGGCUGAACGGAGAGGCUCAGCUCCCUGCCUCCCUCCUCCUCCUCUCUGCAGUCCUUAGUCUUUCUGGUUUAUUAAUGACCUUCCCGAGCUUCUCCCAAAGCUGCUUUGCCUUGUUUGGAACUCGCCGGGACACAGCAUAUGGUGUAUGAAAUGUACGACCCCGGUGACCAGCACAGACCGACCCACCCGAUGCCCCCUGUCAUUGUCUGCAAGAAUGUUUUUUUAUAUAUAGUCAACAAAUAAAAAUGCAUUGCGA